AAUAAUUAAUAUUCUUUGACUUGAUCAAUGUGACCUAUUUUGGGCAACUCCAAGACAUAAAAUCCAUUCAACAAAAUAAUCUUAGCAACAAAACUGGAAAGAGAUUAGGACAAACAAGCCACUGUAAGUCCUCACAGAUGAUCAGUAAUAUCCAAAUAUGUGACACUUAAACAUAAAAGUAGUUUGUUGUUAAGCCUCUAAGGCUGUAGAAUAAUUAACUGUUUGCUCUAAUUGGUUCAUUAAGUUUGCAGAAACCAGAGGCUGGAGCCUGAACAGUGAGUCAGAGGUGGUCUUUAAUAGCUGAAGCAAAGUGAAGAGAGUCAGAGCAGAGAGCACAGUGAGCCUCUCUGCUCCAUCAUGUUCUAACAUUUUCCAGCCUGAACGUUGAAACUUUGCUCUCUGGUUAUGGAUAACGUCUCUGAUGUAAGAAUCUUUACUCUCACUGGGAUUAAUGAGACAAUGGACCACAGAACUGCAAUAUUCUCACUCACUUUGGUGUAUUACUGUGUGAUUUUAUUUUUAAAUGUCUCCCUCAUUGUCAUUAUAGUCUUGGAUGAAAACUUGCAUGAACCCAUGUAUGUUUUACUGUGCUGUGUUUGCAUUAACGCAGUUUAUGGCACCACCGGUUUCUACCCUAUGUUCCUGUUAAACCUGCUGUGGUUUACUCAGGAAAUCUCCUAUGGGUGGUGUCUCUUUCAAGCUUUUGUCUUGUACUCCUUCGCUUGCUGUGAGCUGUCCAUCCUGGCUGUCAUGGCCUACGACAGGUACCUGGCCAUCUGCCGACCGCUGCACUACCAGUCAUUAAUGACCAUAAGGAGGCUCUCUCAGCUGGUGGGCUUCUCCUGGCUCACUCCUUUCUGCAUUUUAUCCAUCAGUAUUCUGCUCACAUCCAGACUGAAGCUUUGCAGCCUGAAGAUUAAGAAACUCUUCUGUGUGAAUUGGAUCAUUGUUCAGCAUGCCUGCCAAGACAGUGACACCCUCUCAAAUACUAUUGUUUCAUAUGCAACAAUUCUUAUCUAUGUGUCUCAUGGCUUUUUCAUCAUUUGGACUUACAUGCACAUCAUCAGAACAUGUGCAACCUCCAAAGACGACAGGGUAAAGUUCAUGCAGACAUGCCUGCCUCAUUUGGUCUCUUUGAUCACUUUCCUGACUGUGAUUGUUUUCGAUUUGCUGUACAUGCGCUACAGCUCCACAGAUCUGCCCCAAAGCCUUCAAAACUUAAUUGCCAUAGAGUUCGUCCUCUUUCCCCCGAUGGUGAACCCUUUAAUAUACGGAUUCAAACUGACCAAAAUACGAAACAGAAUCCUGAGUUUAUUUCGUAUAGGAGGGCAGUGAGAACAUAUUGAUUCUGUUUUAUUGAUUUCUUUACUUUACAUCAUCA
This is a messenger RNA of Girardinichthys multiradiatus, 1381 nucleotides long. Its product is annotated as olfactory receptor 52K1-like. NCBI's taxonomy places the organism in Eukaryota, Metazoa, Chordata, Actinopteri, Cyprinodontiformes, Goodeidae. The coding region runs from base 406 to 1335 and encodes 309 amino acids. Gene Ontology annotation, molecular function: olfactory receptor activity; G protein-coupled receptor activity. Gene Ontology annotation, cellular component: membrane. The record is from RefSeq and is a predicted model, not a curated record. The transcript is spliced from 2 exons. Gene Ontology annotation, biological process: G protein-coupled receptor signaling pathway.